Messenger RNA from Penaeus vannamei (Pacific white shrimp), 981 nucleotides. NCBI's taxonomy places the organism in Eukaryota, Metazoa, Arthropoda, Malacostraca, Decapoda, Penaeidae. The record is from RefSeq and is a predicted model, not a curated record.
AUUGAAUAAGUUGUUUCUCGGUGCAGCUGAUCCGCACGUUGGACUUACUGUGACAGACUUAUUUUUAUUGCCUAUGCCGGAAUGCCUCCUAAAAAUGCCGGCAAAGGUGGAGGGGGUGCGUCUAAGAAAGCGGAGCAGAAGAAGAAGGAGAAAAUAAUCGAGGAUAAGACAUUUGGAAUAAAGAACAAGAAGGGUGCCAAACAGCAACGCUUCAUUCAGCAGGUACAACAUCAGGUUAAGCAUGGCGGCAAUAAGUCAGCAAGGGAUUUGGAGAAGGAAAAGGAGGCUCAAAUGAAGAAAAAGGAAGACAAGAAGAAGGAACUGGCCCAGCUCAAUGAACUUUUUAAACCCGUCCAGCAACUUGCAUCGAAAGGUAGUGAUCCCAAAUCCAUCCUGUGUGCAUUCUUCAAGCAGGGCCAGUGUGGAAAGGGAGCCAAAUGUAAAUUUUCUCAUGACCUCCAGGUUGAACGCAAGUCUGAGAAACGCAGUGCUUAUGUUGAUUUGAGAGAUACAGAAGAAUCAGGUGGCGGACCUCUCGACCAAGCUGCCUUGUUAGAAAUGGUAGAGAAGAAACAAGGUAAACUCAAGAAUAGGCCUACAUCUGAAAAGGUUUGCAAACACUUCUUGGAUGCAGUUGAAAACUCAAAAUAUGGCUGGUUCUGGGAAUGUCCCAAUGGGGAUACAUGUGUGUUUCGUCAUGCUCUACCACCAGGCUAUAUCUUAAAGAAGGAUCGAAAGAGAAUGGAAAAGGAAAAGGAAGAAAUCAGUCUAGAAGAGCUGGUGGAUCGUGAACGUGCAGCCCUUGGUCCCAACACCACUAAAGUCACCUUAGAGACAUUCUUGGCCUGGAAAAAGAGGAAGCUCAAAGAAAAAGAGGAGAAAGAGAAGAAAGAAGCCGACAAGAAGAAAAAAGAUUUUAAUGCUGGCAGAAAUCUUGGGGUAAGUGUGGUCACAUAUAUGUAUAUAUAUAUUAAGUGUGUG